This is a messenger RNA of Alternaria alternata, 905 nucleotides long. RefSeq lists its product as hypothetical. Lineage: Eukaryota; Fungi; Ascomycota; Dothideomycetes; Pleosporales; Pleosporaceae. Bases 222 to 833 code for a protein of 203 amino acids. The transcript has a single exon. The record is from RefSeq and is a predicted model, not a curated record.
UGCUAAGGCAUCCACGUAUGCUGCAUCACCAAAUUUUGAACAGCAUAUAAAGAGUUCUGGAACAAGUCGUAAAGAUUUUUGCAGGAAUAAUUCGCUGUUGACCAGUCUUUCUUCACUUCCGUUCUUUCAUCCAUUCACUUCUUUCUUAUUGUCACAUUCUUUUGACAAGACUUUUAACACACAUUUUUGGAAAACACUCGAUAUCCACAAAUUAUACCAUAAUGUAUACCAUCACUUUCGCGACUAUUGCAAGCCUGGUGCUCGGCGCGAUCGCUGCGCCACUUGACAUCGGCAGCGGCCGAGUUCAGCUGCAACUAUCGAUCGAUCUUGGCGGCGAAGGGGCCGCUGCCGCUGGAGUCAUUAAUGGUCAGCAGCUGUUCGAUUUCUCUUCCACCCACUUCAUCAAUGCUGUCCCAGAGGAAGUCGUAAACGGUACCGAGCCGACUGGCGGUCUCGCCGGCGCAUCCGGCACCUUUAACUUCGGCAUCAACAGUGCCUCAAACAUGAUCUGCUACAACAUCACUCUGCACAAUUUUCAAGGCGAAUUCGAUUCUCCCGCAACCACGGCAACACAUAUACACGAGGCCGCACGUGGUGCUAGUGGACCGCCCCGAAUCUCAUUCCCAAACCCGGAGCCGGUGGAGGGAAACGAAGGGGUCAGAAACAGUGCAGGAUGUAUGAAAGGUCCAUUUACGACUGGGGUUAUGGUUGAAGGUGUGGAUUCGGGCGAAGGUUUCCAUGUCAGCAUGAUCGAAGCGAACCCGGCAGCGUUCAUGGCGGAUACCCAUUCGAGCCUGGCGCUGCCUGGUGCGGUGAGGGGGCAGAUGGCAUAAUCAAUUAGUGUAACAAACGAUUGACCAAUAAUUUUAAUAGAGGCUCUUUGCAUAUGGUCAUAUCAGCGGGUU